AAAACCCGGAUCUUUCUGUCACUUUGGAUGCCGGAGUCGGCGAUCGGUCUCCGAGAGCUCGUUCUUCUUUCUGUUUUUGUUUUUCAUUCUUUGUUUUGAAGUGUUUAUCGUGGUGCGCCUGGAGCGAUGGUCAGCGCUGGUGAGCUGGAACGGGUGUGAAUGCUGAAAAACCCUAGCGAGAUUCUAUCCCGAUGUAGAUUGGCGCUGGAAUGCCGCCCUUGCUCACGAGAUGGGCGUGUGGACUGUUUAGACUGUCGCAUUAGCUGGUUUGCAACCAAAUUGUACGUUUUGCGGGCAGUUGGUUGCGGUAAACCCUACGUUUGGGUGGCUAGGCGGAUGUGGUCGUGGCGUCCGUCCCAGGUGUUGCGCAGGCAAGCUGCCUGCGCCGGUUUGGGGUGGAAGCGCAGACCGUCGGUCGAGAUGACGAUAAUAGGCCCAGGGCUCAGGUUCUACGGUUUGGUUCCAUGAGGUUCUUUCCCAGUUCCUCCGUCAGCGACGCAUAGAUAGAGAAAGCCCGGUUUCCAACGCGGAAGUGCAUGGUCGUCGUAGCGGGUCGUAGAAGGAGUGGGGUUGGAGGGAUGAGGCAGGCGUAGUUUAGGUCAGGAAUGCAGCGGCGAGGAAUUUGUGAGAGUUGUGAAACAUAUCAUCACAUGGGGUGGUAAAAGUUGAGCAGAUGCCUCGGGGGAGUACGAGGCGAAGCGCUCGUGGCGUGAUAGUGGACCAAGGGCGUCAGCAUUGCCGCACAAAGAGCAGUGGGCGUCGAGACCAGCUUCGCGUGAGCAACGUAUGGGGUAGCGGUGUCCCGCUGGAUACGGUGGUACGCAGCAGGGUGAGAAGGAUGAGGAGAGGCGCGUUUCGGGGAUGCAGUAAACGUUGUACCCUGCUCAGUUUGCUGGACGCAAAAGAGCAGUGUUGGGUGGAUGUGGAAUGGUGAAUGUUUGGAUUGGGGUAUUGUUGAGAACGGUAGUCGCAUGCACCCGAAUUGGAAGCACCUGAGUGUGGGAGGUAGGAGAUGAUGAAUGGACACCACGGUAUUUUGGCGGCCGGCCCGGUUGAAGGUCAUUCGCUGGGUGUGGUUGCAGUAGCGGCACAUCCGGGAGGCAGAAUCGCAGCUUCGACGUCUCUGGACAGUUUCGUGCGGGUGUUCGACAUCGACUCGAAUGCUACCGUGACGACCCUGGAGGCCCCUCCAUCAGAAGCGUGGCUGAUGCAAUUUGAUCCCAAGGGUGAACUCCUGGCAGUCGCAGGAGGAGGGAGUUGUUCGGUGAAGAUAUGGAACACAACGAGUUGGAAACUGGAGCAGUCUCUGACGGUUCCUAAGGCCGAGAAUGGUGCGGACGGCAAAGCAGCAGACAAGGUGGGGCUGGGGAAGUUCGUGUUGGGAGUGGCGUGGAGCAUGGACGGGAAGAAUCUGGCUUGCAGCACGAUGGACGGGACAGUGGCAAUCUUCGACGUGGGCAAGGGGAAGCUGAUCCACACAUUGGAAGGGCACAACAUGCCAGUGAGGUCGCUGGUGUUUUCUCCAGCGGACAACCACGUUCUGUUCACCGCAUGCGAUGACAAGCACAUCCACAUGUACGACGCGAGGAGUAGGAUGCUGGUGAGUGCGUUCUCAGGGCACGCGAGCUGGGUGCUGAGCGUGGACGCGAGUCCGGAGGGGGCAGCCAUCGCGACAGGGUCAAGCGACAAGACGGUGCGGCUGUGGGACCUGAAGAUGCGGGCGUCGAUACAAACCGUGACAGAUCACACGGAUCAAGUGUGGGCAGUAGCGUUUCGUCCUAGCGGGGAGGGUAGCAGUUCUGGAAGGCUGGCUAGUGUGUCAGAUGACAAGAGCAUAUCUCUGUACGAGUACACAUGAAGCAAUGAAUGUAUCAGUGGAUUGUGGUUGUCGCGCA
This is a messenger RNA of Physcomitrium patens, 1895 nucleotides long. RefSeq names its product WD repeat-containing protein VIP3. Lineage: Eukaryota; Viridiplantae; Streptophyta; Bryopsida; Funariales; Funariaceae. Gene Ontology annotation, molecular function: protein binding. The record is from RefSeq and is a predicted model, not a curated record. Gene Ontology annotation, cellular component: Cdc73/Paf1 complex.